This is a messenger RNA of Zymoseptoria tritici IPO323, 2877 nucleotides long. RefSeq lists its product as uncharacterized. Gene Ontology annotation, biological process: glycerophospholipid catabolic process. Gene Ontology annotation, molecular function: glycerophosphocholine phosphodiesterase activity; protein binding. The coding region runs from base 889 to 2877 and encodes 662 amino acids. The transcript is spliced from 3 exons. The record is from RefSeq and is a predicted model, not a curated record. Lineage: Eukaryota; Fungi; Ascomycota; Dothideomycetes; Mycosphaerellales; Mycosphaerellaceae.
AGGAAGUUCGGCAAGCACAUCCAGAAGCGCCAACUUGAUAUACCCGAGUAUGCGGCAAGCUUCGUCGACUACAAGGCAUUGAAGAAGCUCAUCAAGAAACUGAGCGCAACACCCGUGUUGUCGGCACUGCAAAAGAAUGGCGAUGGCGGAGCUCAGCAGGAUUCACAAACGUUGCUACAAGCGAACAAAGCCACAUUUUUCUUCAGAUUGGAGAGAGAGCUGGAGAAAGUCAACAUCUUCUACUUGCAGAAGGAGGCAGAGGUCGGUUUGGCGAGCAUUGAACAAAAGCCCAACGAUCUAGACAAGCUCCAGCAGUUUGUCGAGGUCAAUCAGACUGCGUUCUCGAAGAUAUUGAAAAAGUCGCGAACCAAAGAGUUAUAUCUCUCAAGAGCCGUCGACGUACAGCCCUGCUUCAACCGCGAUGUCAUUAGCGACCUAUCGGACCAAGCCACGACCGGACUCCUCGAACUUCAGGCGUGGGCAGAAGGAGAGAAGAUUGCAUAUACACCAGCCGUGGAGCUUCAGAAUCGGGUACAGCCUGUAGGUCAAGAUGAUGAGAUUGAGAACCAGGUCAUACAGGCCAUCAAUGCCGGGAACACAACCCUUGUCCGCGAGUGGUCUGCUCGAACAGCAGCGAGUGAAGAAGCGAAGGAACGCAUCAGUCGAGUCUUCCUCAAUACGGCGAAUACUGCCGCUCAGAGUGCUCAGGACAUUUUGUACGAGACCAAUCUGGUGGACUUCAACUACGCCGAUCCUAUCAACGAGAGAAACUGCCUUCACGAAGCUGCGGUCAACGGGAAAAUCAGCAUACUCAACGUGGCAUUGACAAGAGGUGCAAACAUCCGUGCUCCGGACGUGUACGGUCGGAUACCGCUUCAUUACGCUUGCAUGCACGGAAGGGCUGAGAUGGUCAAGAUACUGAUUGCAUCCGCGUCAGACACAGUUGACCUAAAGGAUCUUGACAAUUUCACGCCACUAGUUCAUGCAAUCGUCCAUUCUCGGCUGGAAAGCGUCCAGGAGAUGCUGAAAGCUGGAGCAAUCGUCGACCCUACCAGCAGCACGGAUCAUAUUCCUCUUAGUCUGGCAUGUCAAUAUGGAUCCGUGCCGAUUGUUGAGCAGAUUCUCCAAUGCCGACCACAGAUCAUUCCUGAUGCAGAAGGUUUGUUCCCGCAGCAUCUUGUGGCCAGGUUCGGCAGAGACGGAAAGAUUCUUGUCAUGCUGAAAGAGUUCGGAGUGGAUAUGGAUCAGCCUGACAAGCUGUACCAGUGGACGCCGAUAUUCCAUGCCGCAUCAGAAGGUCAUUUGCACUGCUUGCGUCAACUGCUGGAGUUCAAUGUGCAUGCUGCGGCCGUGGAUGAGAAAGAUCUUCCAGCAAUGUACUACGCGGCGUGGGAAGGUCACCUCGAUUGCAUGCAGCUGCUCGCACAGGCUUGUGCCGCGGCAAACAAUGCCCAGCGAGGCACCGUCCCGACAAUCAAUGGGCCUCCUGCUCUGACUGGCAUGACUCCAGCUGCCGCAAUCCCAGACUUGAACGACCUGGACUCAGAGAUGAUUCCAGACCUUUCAUUACCUCCACCCAUCAUCCCACUGAGACGCUACGGACACAACUUCCUUGAUACUACCAAGACAUUCAUCCUCUUGUCUUUCGGAGAUUUGGGCUGCGAUGCGAUUGAAUUCUAUGGAGACACGAAAUACCCGGCGGCUCGUCUGACCAUUUCUUCUAAAUCGUCGGAUCUGAUCCCGCGAAAUCUUCCCUUGCCGGUGCAGGAUGACUUCAAGAAUAUUUCCUUCCAGAUCGAGAACCUCGAAGCUUUCAGCAUCGACUUCGAUAUCUAUCCCACAUUCGGCAGCAAAGUCAUCGCGCGCGCUGCUGCUUCAAGUCGUGUGUUCACUGGGAAGGCAAGCAGCUCAGGGCGGUGGCAUCUCGAGAUGUUCGAUCCUCGACUUCGUGCAAUCGGUCGCAUCAGCUUCCGAUACCAGGUGGUUACACCAUUCCACGGAAUACCGCUCGAGAUCACGCAUUUUGCAACCUACUGGAAAGCGACGAGCCAGUACGAUGACCAUCACAGCAACCUCAUCACCGGCAGCAGUCUUUCUGGCGAUUUCAUGAGACUCUUCGUGCAAGUCACUAGGGACGGCGUGCCUGUCCUUCACAAUGAGUGGGCAUUGCCGAGCAGUCGCAACGAUCUGGUGAGCAGGUUGACCUACCGCGAGUUUCAGGCCGCAGGUCUCGAGAUGGGCAGGGGCCAAGGCGUGCUCCAAAAUAUCGUCGCUGCCGGCAUCGAUCGGGAGGAUCUAGCGACAACUCAACGUCAAGUCGCUCGGUCCUAUGUGUCGCUCGCAGACACACUAGCACUCCUGCCGGCAGACUUACAUCUAGAGAUCCACGUCUGCUACCCUUCUCAUGCAGAGGAAGAGAAACUUCAGCUGGGACCAACUCAGAACGUCAACGCUGUUGUUGAUGGCGUGCUCAAAGUGGUCUUCGACCAUGCUAGACAGCUCCGAGAGUCCAAGGACGGCCCGCAAAGAAAUUUUGUGUUCUCCAGUUACAACGCAGACAUCUGCACUGCGUUGAACUGGAAGCAGCCGAACUGUGCGUAUCGGCUUAUCUGUUCCUUCCCGGCAUACACUGACAUGCAUUGCAGAUCCCGUGCUGCUAUGCAACGAACUCGGCGUGGCGCCCAUUACCAACAGCCAACGCCGAUCCAGCCAAAAUAUCGUCGCCAACUGCGGCCGCGCCGACAUGUCCAUCAAGGAGGCCGUCAGGAUUGCGCAGAGCAACAAUUUCAUGGGCCUGAUCUGCACUUCUCGCUUGCUCGAGCUGGUGCCCGCCCUGGUUUCCUCUGUCAAGGAAGCUGGACUCGUGCUCAUUGCUGA